Messenger RNA from Caenorhabditis briggsae, 1455 nucleotides. The coding region runs from base 1 to 1455 and encodes 484 amino acids. The transcript has 8 exons. Gene Ontology annotation, molecular function: ubiquitin protein ligase activity. The record is from RefSeq and is a predicted model, not a curated record. NCBI's taxonomy places the organism in Eukaryota, Metazoa, Nematoda, Chromadorea, Rhabditida, Rhabditidae.
AUGCCAUCGAAGCCUAAGGACACUAGAAUGGGGGUCACUCCACUGCGCUUCCAUCACAUCAAAGGUUGCCACAUCACGUUGAACCCAUUCCGCAAUAUUGCUACACGCGAUCAGGCGGAAUACUCACAAGGAUACGUUUUCACAGAGAGACCCAUCACAAAUAACGAGAAAGUGAUGAUUCAGGUCAAUCAAGUCCAACGUUUGUACGAAGGAGGACUGGCUUUUGGAGUAACAUGUUGUGAUCCAGCCACCGUUCAGGUUUCCAGUCUCCCAGAGGAUUCGUCAGAUUUGGUAGAAAUGCCGGAAUAUUGGGUUGGAAUCAAAGAUAUUGCUCUCCAACCGAAACCCAACAGUAUUCUCUCCUUCUGGAUUACUGAUUCGGGAGAAGUGAAGUUCGAAAUGGAUUCCAAUGGACCUCGCACUGUUCUUCACGUUGACAACUCCCUCAAGCUCUACAUGUACUUUGACGUCUACGGAUCUACUCUCUCCAUCAAGCUUAUGGGAUGCAUCCCUGUAGCCAGAUCCCAUUCUCCAAUGGCUAGAAGCAGAGAAGGAACUUCAAGAAAUGAACAACCCCUUUCAAUUCCAACUCGUCCCGCUAGAAUGAUGGAUAUCUCGUCGUCAUCGCUAUUUGCCCCACCAGCACUUCCAGCUCGACCACCACCAGCACAACAUAGUCCAUUGAGAGUUAAUGUUCGCGAAUCUUCAGAGCCACCAGUAAUGGUUCCAGCUCCUGUCAUCGACGACCUCCUAUUCCUUGAUACCGUACCAAGAACGCCACCACCAAUUGUGCCAAGGGCCAGCACAAAUCUCACAGCUUCGUCAUCAACGUCUCGCCUGCCUAAUCGACCAACAACAUCAGCCAUGCCAUCGUUUAGUCCACCACCACUGCCGUCGUCGUUCACAAAUCUAGCAACAGCGGCUGGAAAUGAUAGAGAAGGAAGUGGAGAGCCGGGAGAAGGAGAUGAAUGCACUAUCUGCAUGGAUGCUCCAGUUAACUCGGUUCUCUACACCUGUGGCCACAUGUGUUGUGUUCCACGACCAAAAGUCGAAGGCCAGAUCCUUCUCUCCGUCACACCAGAUGCUCUUCGCUUCUACAAAGCCAAAAAUAUCAUCAAGAAAAACCCAUUUGUCAUCGAUCCAGCACAUGCAUGGAUUAGCAAUCUUGCUAGUGAUGACGAAACAAGAAAGCUCAGAUUCGGUUUGAGAUACAAGGAUGACACCCUCCUAAUGAAACUAGAUGAUGACACCAACUGGUUCACCGUUCUCUACUUCCCAACUAGCGUGGACUACUACAACGUUCGUAUGACCCUGUGCAGAACCAUCAGAUCCGUUUUCAUCAUCACCAAGUUCGAUAAAAACGAACCGCCGAAAAUCUACGAUCCCGAUUUCCCAAAACUAUACGACUCGAAAAAACUGACCAACGACUGUUCGUGUGGCGCGGUGACUGUAUGA